AUGAAACUUUACGUAGUUUUAAAAGACGAUAUUUGUAAAGAAUGCUAUGAAAACAUUGACUUAGCUAACGCAGAAGCUCUAGAGAAUGCGAUCAAAGCUAGAAUGAUGUUGGAUAACGCGAAUUGGAGCAAUGAAGCUUUUGUUACAAACCAUCCUUCAGCAGAAGGCCCUAGUGAAACGGACAGAGUUGCCAAAAGCACAGAAGACUUGAAAAAGUUCAAUGAAGAAUCGGAGAUAAAGCUAGAUAGUUUAGAAUGCAAAACAGAAGAUGCGGAAGUUAAUUGA
Echinostoma caproni is the source of this 285-nucleotide messenger RNA. The record is from the annotation of a GenBank genome assembly. NCBI's taxonomy places the organism in Eukaryota, Metazoa, Platyhelminthes, Trematoda, Plagiorchiida, Echinostomatidae.